Molecule: messenger RNA, 3776 nt
Organism: Plutella xylostella (diamondback moth)
Lineage: Eukaryota; Metazoa; Arthropoda; Insecta; Lepidoptera; Plutellidae
Source: RefSeq, a predicted model, not a curated record
UAACUUUACUUAAGUUUAAUAUUGUACCUGGACUUACUGAAACACACUUUAAGGAGGAAGCAUUUAUUUUGAAGAUAUUGUUGUUUAUUGUUCUGCUUUUACAUUGAACGUUGCGUGUUUUACAUAACCAUUUAACUGUCAGUUAUAACUUAACUUUACUUAAGUUUAAUAUUGUACUUAGACUUACUGAAACACACUUUAAUGGGAAAGCAUUUAUUUUUAUAUUGGUGUUUAUUGUUCGACCUUCACAUUGAACGUUGAUACAGCCUGGGGUCACAAAUUGAUUUGAACGUGUGCUACCUUAGGGAUUAGAUCCAUAUUGUUGUAACAUCAUGGGGGAACGUCCGAUAUGUUUCAACCUUUUAUUAAAAGACGAAUUGACAUACGAGGCCACAGUCCGAGGUGUCAAACCUGAGGCCACUGCGGACCAAUUAAGAUUACAAUUAACAGAAUUAGCUACGCGGAUGCCUUCGGACGAGGUUAUUUACUUUGAGGGAGAUGUUACCUCAGAGUUAGAAAAAGUUAAAAACAAAAUUAAAGACUUGCAGAGCUCACUCUCAAAACCAAAUUUGCAGUUAAAACACAUCAAGCGUUGCGAAUCAUUGGCUAACCAUUUAUAUCACCGCUUAGGUCGUAUAAAUGCCGUCAGUAAGGAGGAGACUUGUAUGCUCGGGGACUUGCUCUUACAACUCGAAUCUAGGGACAGCGAACUGAGGUACAUUUCUAAAGCUUAUCAGGAGCAGGAAAAGAAACAGGAUAUCCCUGUCGUAGGGUGUAUAGAGCCAUGUCCUAAGGUGGACCACACACAGAUCCAAAAACUGAACCUUGUCUUUAACGGCAGUGAUAGUGUGCAAGCAUUCGUGCAGCGACUGGAGGAGCUUUGCAAUUCUCGAGGUAUCUGUGAGGAGACGUUAUUUAAUUCCGUCGCAGAAAUAUUUAGCGGUGACGCCUUGUUUUGGUUUCGGGGUGUCAAGGAGGAGGUCUCGAGUUGGAAAGAGGUUAAGGCUCGUUUGUAUGAGGAGUUCCUGCCAUUCGAUUAUAAUCGGCGUUUAUUACAGGAGGUGCGGUCGCGGACACAAGGUGCUGAUGAAUCCAUCAUAAAGUACUUAAGCACAAUGCGGAAUUAUUUUUCUAGGCUCAGCGUGCCGUUACCGGAGUCAGAGCAGCUGGAGAUAGUACAAGGUAACCUUAGACCGUUUUACACGAGUCAGCUUGCUCUUACAAACGUCGGGAACUGGAACGAGCUGAAGGAACGCUGUAGGCAGCUGGAGUACGCCAAAUACCGAGCAGACUCUUUUGCGGAGCCGCCCCGAGUUUCUGCGAAUUCGGUAGCGCCGGACUUAGCCUAUCAGGCUAGGAACCGACUUUCGGUUAACGCCGUGGACACCGAGGUGGACUUAUUUUGCGUUCGUUGCAGGGUUCUUGGACAUGGCCUUUGGCAAUGUAGUGCACCACCCACCCAAUUGUGUUACUCUUGUGGUUUAAAGGGUGCCACCUUGCACACGUGCCCACGGUGUGGUCCGUCAGUCGCUGAGCCACCGAAACUACAACAAAAGCCAGAUCCUGCUGGACCAACCGUUGCUGGGGUAAGCGUGAACAACGAGCAGCCUGGAACCAAAUCCUCCGGCAGUGGUAGUCGUCGUCGUCGCCGUCGCCGCCGCUGUGAAGAGGCAGGUGAUGGAGACGCGGACAGUGGCUUGCGACCUUAUUUAGAUGUCGCGAUUUACCACCAUCGUUGCAGAGGGUUGUUGGAUUCGGGUUCUACAGUUUCGGUCAUUGGCGGAAAGGCGGCCCAAUCCCUCUCCAGUUGUGGUACGUUGUAUCCAGCUGAGGAGAAAUCCAUUAUCACGGCUAAUGGAUCACAUUCUCCGGUUUCUGGUUUUAAGAUUUUACCGGUGACUGUAGAGGAUGUUACGGCUUUCGUGAAAUUUUAUGUCGUUCCUGAUAUUUCUUCAGAAUUGCUGUUAGGUAUAGAUUUCUGGCGUGCUUUUAAUAUCGCACCUGAUGUUCUGAACCUACUCAAUAAAAGAGGAGUCUCUAAAAGCAGGGAACCGUAUGCAAGUGAGGUUAGACAUUUGAACUCAUGCAACGAGUUGAGUGUUUCGAAGUGUGUACCGGCUGAUAACGCUACUGCCAGUUUGGUAGUUCGUGGUCGUCGCUCACAGGAUUGCCAACUCAGUAGGGUUCGUCGAAGCAUGGAUUCAAAGUCGUACUUGACUGCUAGUUUGACUCCGAAUUACGAGAGGUAUACAGUAGUUCAACAAGUGUCUGGAUUUGUCUACAUUCUUGAAGAUAGCAAUGGGAACCAGACAGAGUGUCACGCCAGGGAUAUUCUCUGUAGAAUUGAUGUUCCGUAGGCCACCUUUGUGUGUGUUGACUUACUCUAUUGAGUAAGCCAGCAAUGCCAAGGGCUCAUUUACUAUGCGUCGUUGUGUUGCAAAGUCAGUGAAUAGUUUCGUAGGCCACCUUUGUGUGUGUUGACUUACUCUAUUGAGUAGGCCAACAAUGCCAAGGACCCAUUCACUUUGCGUCGUGGAGUUUUUUUUGUGGGAUUUUCCAUAUAAUUUAUUUCAGGGUUUAUCUCAUUGCUUAGGGACUCUACUGAGUCGGUGAGUGAUCUUAACCUUAUUGAUAUUCACUGGGUUUUCCAGCUAUUAUCUUUGAUUUAGGUUUCUCUUAAAUGAGCGACCCACAUAUUCCGAUUGUUUUAGGUGUUUAGGAUUUAAAGAUGGAGGGCCAUCUUUGAAUUUUUCUCGUACCCUCGAAAAAUUCUGGUGGGGACGGGGGUACUGUAACACCAUUAUUUUUGUAACUUAACAUUUCGUUUAUUGUUUACAUUCUGUUUGUUUACUUUGUUAGUCUUGUCAAGUAUCAGCUGUCAAAUUCGACACACAGGAUAGAUUUUCAGUUGUUGUCUGUGGUCCUUUGAGAAAACUCGUGCUAGAUCGUCAUCGGACAGUGGUCAGUGGCGACAUGACGCUCAGAACAAUGAUCGUGCUGACUGGCCACAGAGUAGUUUUGUGACGAUGAGCUGACAUCCCCGGUGACGGCUUUUUCGGAACUGGCAAGGAGGCAAACCAUUCUCUGUCAGAACGUCCCGAGUAAAUGUGUGGUUUUUUUUUUCUUCCCGCCCGCGUGGCGCAGGCCGUAUUGGUACCAAGUUCCUUGCUUCAUAUUUCCUGUUACCAGAUACGUGCCACAGACACCCACGCAGCAUCACACCAUGUGUACCUAACCUGAAUUGCCGACAAUUUCAAUCCUGCCCGGUGAAGCGUGCGAUUGCCAGACGCGUGUCACCUGACCCAACCCCAAGAAGGUGUCGUUGGUGACCAGAGCCGUCAGCGAGCCACGAGCCGUCCGGAGCUCCUGUCCUGGCCCCGUCCGACAGUCCAGGUUGGCCGUUGUAUGUUCGUUGAGCGGAUACUGAGGAAUUUCCUUAGGAUUUCUAUUAAUCUUCAGCGGCAUCAGCCUUCUAACGCCGCUGCUGAAUGUAGGAUUGCAAAGGCAGAACCCGGGUGGACUCUAGCGGGUUAAAACCUUUAUUUUAUUUUUUUUACUUCGUAGGGAGCCCCGUUAGAACGGGCAGUAGUAUCUAAAUUGCACUUUGAACCUUUUGUAGGCGCUAGGCUAUCAACGUCCUUCGGUUACGGGGCCUUAACGAUAAACUGCUAUCCCAUUGAAGUAAUAUAGAAGUUUCUCUGGGGUUAAUACCAUCUUUCUAUCCCUGUGGCGUGAAACACAGGGGUAGAACCUUUGGUUUCCCCACUUUAAUGUAA